Protopolystoma xenopodis is the source of this 272-nucleotide messenger RNA. Lineage: Eukaryota; Metazoa; Platyhelminthes; Monogenea; Polystomatidea; Polystomatidae. The record is from the annotation of a GenBank genome assembly.
CUUUCGGCUAUGCAACAAUAUUUGGUAAAGGGAUGUAUGCUACACGGUCACGCUAUCACGAUAUGAUGGCAUCAGUAAAAGACUUUAUUAAAACGCAUAGCGUUCCUCAGGACUUGGCAGAGCGAGUAUUGAACUAUUGUCCUAAAGACAUGAAAGCCGACAUGUGCAUACAUUUGAAUCGCACGGUUUUCAACGAGCAUCCAGCUUUUCGCCUGGCUAGUGACGGAUGCUUAAGAUCGCUGGCCGAAUGCUAUUCAGAAUUCGUUCAGUAG